Messenger RNA from Bactrocera latifrons, 2153 nucleotides. Its product is annotated as sodium/potassium/calcium exchanger 6, mitochondrial. Bases 314 to 1732 code for a protein of 472 amino acids. The transcript has 3 exons. NCBI's taxonomy places the organism in Eukaryota, Metazoa, Arthropoda, Insecta, Diptera, Tephritidae. Gene Ontology annotation, molecular function: calcium:sodium antiporter activity. Gene Ontology annotation, cellular component: membrane. Gene Ontology annotation, biological process: transmembrane transport; intracellular calcium ion homeostasis; monoatomic cation transport. The record is from RefSeq and is a predicted model, not a curated record.
UCUGUUUAUUUUUAUAAAGAAUACAACAGUACAGAGCUUUUAUUAAUAGAUCCAUAUAGAUUUUCCAGUCGGUUUGGCAUCAAAUAUCUACAUGAKUAUAUUUCCWUAGACGWKAUAAAUCAGAUCUUUCAGAAGAAAGAAGUGUCCCCCAGGUUUUCACACCAAAAGCAUUAUACACCCUCAAACAAUUGAUGAAUCAGGGGUUCCAUUUAACUCCCUUGAAUCCGAAUACAGUUGUCAAUUUAAAAAGAGAUAUUUUAAUUUGAAGCCGAGUAUUUUAAGACAAUCUACAUCUUUACAUUUAGAAGGAUUGAUGCAAAAGAAAUCUGAACAUCAAGAGCAAUUUCAACCAUAUACAUUUGAGGACUAUAAACUGUCCCGUGGCAGUCUUAUUAAGAAGCCAGAAAAUUUAUGUAUGAGCGGUAUUAUCAACAUGGAACCAGAAUAUCGUUCAUCUUAUAUUUCUUUUCCAAUGGUUAACCGCACCUCAAAAAUUUUACCUCGAGAAGCGUUUCGUCUCUUUUCUGACAAUACGAAUAAGAACCCUCACUCAGAAGAGGGAAAGAAUACUAUAAGUAAGAAGCUUAUAGCUGAUAAAAUUACUAGUGAAAACAGCGUACAACAAAUUUGUGUUGAAACGAAAUAUAACACAGCCCCAUCUGAAUAUAAGCAACAGUUCAUACGAUUUCCAAUUGAAAAGGCGUGCUCAAUUCCACAAAUAAGUCACCUGAAAAUACAAGGUGAAUUUGGUGGCGUGCCCGAAUAUAAAGACAGUUUUAAGGCCUACGAAACGAACUUAAAGAGCGCACCCAUUAAAAAAGGCGAUAAUUUGCGAAUGCCUGGUGCUCAAGAAAUUGAUGUCGAAACAAAUGCGAUUUUAAAAUUUACAGAGCAUCGCGCGAAAUUAAAAGAUCCCAUCGAAUUUGCAUCAAACAAAAAAUUACUUAAAGUCAAUAAUCAUAUAAAUCUGUGUGGUCAAUUCUCAAAAGAUAUACCAGAAUAUUAUGAAAGCUUCCGCGAUCCUCAAAUCAAACAUAUGCCUGAGCGUAGCAAAUGUCGUGAACCAUUAUUACGCCUUAAAGGUAAAAUUGAAUUUAAUCCUGAAUAUAGAAACACUUUUUUGGAUUUUCCUCGUUCACGCCCCGUUAUUCGAAAACCACCUUCCACUUUACGCUUGUCAAACGCAUCAAAUACAUCAAAAGGGGCAAUUACGAAAAAUAUCAAACAGUCACUACGUCCAAAAUUGGAGUCAUGUUCAACAAAUGUACAUCCACAGCAUGAAAAACAGCCCUCAGAUAUCAUCAUAACACCAGAAUAUCGUCAUGCCAAUUAUCAGUAUCAGAUGCGUGAACGGACGCCAGUUAGGAAUCGAAACGAGAAAAAAGGUGGCGAUUUUGAAGUGGGUCGUGAAUCUAAAACCAAAUAUGUAUCGAUUGUGACAGAUCGAAAAAACUCUUUUCUUUCGACGAAAAUGGCUGGUAAGCAGAAGCGACGUAUUUUGUCUAAUCGUUUAAAACCCACUGAGUAUCAACAAGGAACAGGGUUGGAAAAAGAGGUCCCUUGUGUAACGAAAAAUACCCCAAAAUAUGGUAGACGUGCUUCCGUACUUCCUAAUUCAUCGAUACUCGAGUCCUCUGUUUCUGAUCAGGCAACUAGCGACACCCCCUUUGUGGUGUUGAAUGGACCUUAUAAGCAGUCUCCCUGGACGAAAAAAUCGUGGUAUGAAUCAUAAACAUUGUUCAAUAACAACAACUUUUAUGAAAUGUGUGUAAUUUUUUUGUUUUCAUAAAACUACAAAGUUCUUUGUUAUGGAGAAAAGAUUCAAUUAAACAAUUUAUGGAUUCAAAAAAAAUCUGUAUAUAUUAUUAUUGUGCACACACAUAAUAUGAAGGAGUAAGAGAUAUCGGUUGCUUAUGCUUCCGUUUUGGCAGUCACGUUUCAAUAAUGCAUUUAAUAUUUGUAACAAUUAUUAUUUCCUCUCUGGUCAUACCUAAUUUUAGGAUUUACAUAUAUGUGUAGCGAAGAGGUUCAUGUUAUUAUGAAAUUAUUUAGUAAUUAUUAAUUCCAAAAAAGCAACACCUAUGUAUAUUUAUAUGUACAGCUGCGAACAAGAAAAUAGCAGUAACUAUGGCAGUUUUGUAUAUGUAAAUAUA